This is a messenger RNA of Linnemannia hyalina, 354 nucleotides long. NCBI's taxonomy places the organism in Eukaryota, Fungi, Mortierellomycota, Mortierellomycetes, Mortierellales, Mortierellaceae. The record is from the annotation of a GenBank genome assembly.
AUGGUUGAGCCCCUCUGCCGUGUCUGUGGAACGGAUCUGGAGACAAGUCAGCACCUCCUUUUCAGCUGCCCCAAGAAGCUGGAACCUCUUUUUCCUGACCCGGACCCAGUCAAACCACUUCAUGACAUCCCCAUCUUCAUCUUGAUCGACACCAUCCUGGCCUCCGUCUGGAGGUACCAUCACGCCAUUGUCCGUGAGGAUCAAGCCUUUGAACCUCGUAUGGUCCUUGCCGCGGUGGAUUUAGCCAUUACCCAAGUUCGCGCUCAGUUGGCUGAGAAGAAGCGCCAGAGCGAGGAGCGUGAACCUCCGCCCCCAGUCGAGCUCCCCCUUGUCGACAACAGCUUCCCCACCUAA